ACUGGAAAAGUUCCGAGAAGCGAAAACCGAGAAGCGGGCGUUACACCCCGGCCAGUCCGUCCAGCCUGCCCCGGGACGCAACUACUGCUAUGGCCGCGACGACUCGUCCUUAACGGGGCUUGUCGUUGUCCAGCUCCGCCGGGUUCAACAGGAUCCGGAGGUGCUCUCCAGUGCAAGAUGAAUGUGGGCGUGGCCAAGCGCUGUUUGAAGAGAUUACUGGACGAGCCCCAGGAUGCGUCGCCCAAAUGCAAAAGAGUCUGUCCGGACCUUCCGCCGCCGCCGCCGCCUCCUCCCGACGCGAGCGCAGCGGUUCACCUCAGUCCGGUGGUCAAAGGUCGCUCCCCUAAAUCCAACCACAGCCAAUCAAAAGUCAAGGUUGGGCCUUACUUCCUGUUUGAGCGCUGCGAGGGCGAGGACACGUACAGAGCGGUGCACGCCGCCACACAGCAACAGUACACAUGUCAGGUCUUGCCCCUGCACAGCUACCAGGAGAAGUUGGCGGCCUACGCCCGGCUGGGUCGCCACGACAACAUCUGCGGCCUCCUGGACACGGUGAUACGGCCGGACGGCGCCUACCUGUUCCUGCCGCCUCAUCACGGCGACAUGCACGCGUACGUGCGCAGCACAAAGCGCCUGGGCGAGGAGGAAGCGGGGCUCCUGUUUGCGCAGAUGCUCCAGGCGGUGGCGCACUGCCACCGCAGCGGCGUGGUGCUAAGGGACGUCAAGCUGCGCCGCUUCGUCUUCGCCGACAGAUUCAGGACCCGCGUGGCGCUCCUCGGCCUCAACGACUGCGUCAUCCUCCAGCCCGGCGAAUCGGACUCCCUCUCGGACCGCCACGGCUGCCCCGCCUACGUGGGCCCCGAGCUACUGGCCAGCGGCAAGGCGUCGUACUCGGGCCGCGCCGCUGACGUCUGGAGCCUGGGCGUGUCCCUGUACACCAUGCUGAUGGGACGCUACCCCUUCCAGGACACCCGGCCCGCCGCCCUCUUUGCCAAGAUCCGGCGCGGGGCCUUCAGCCUCCCAGCCUGGCUGUCUCCGCCGGCCAAGUGCUUGAUCGCGUGCAUGCUGCGGAAAUCCCCCGCCGAACGCCUGCGGGCGUCCGAGCUGCUGAUGCACCCGUGGUUGAACGGUCGCCGCGCCGCGCCGACGGCGUCGCACGCGAUCCUGCUGCGCGCUUCGGGGGGCCGGGCGCUGGAGUUGAGGCAUGGGGAUGACGAAGGCGGUGACCAGGUGGUGCCCACGUGCGCCCAAAAGCACUAACGAAACAUUCAUGAACUUGACACUACUCCAGAGUCCUGGAUUACUUGAGCCUCAAGUGCCUUCAACCCCCCCCCCCCUCUCCCCCCAGCAGCAACGGCUCUUUAUCAAACACCAAAAGACUGUACACGAAAUCCUACAAAAUGGCAGCAACCUAUUUCAACAUAGUUACUUUACAACAAGAUGCCACAAGCAGAGCGCCAUUUUCACCCAGAUGAAACUCGACUCACUUCAACUCGGUGCCUUGACUAACAAGAUGGUGGCACGGUAUUAGUUUUGUCUGACUGAAACGCCACAACCCAUAUCAACAUGGUUCAUUGAUGCCGGCAAAACACGAUUUUAGUCUAAAUUAAACUCCCGCUGGUCUCCCGAAAGAUCCCAAGUCCAAAGUAUAAGGGAGCAAGGAAUAAGUGACUGAUUCUCGAACAGCGUAGCGGCUGUUAUGUGAAACACCCUAAAAUGCCACAAGAUGGCGCCAAAGCAG
Hippocampus zosterae (dwarf seahorse) is the source of this 1741-nucleotide messenger RNA. RefSeq names its product tribbles homolog 3-like. Gene Ontology annotation, molecular function: protein kinase activity; mitogen-activated protein kinase kinase binding; ATP binding. Gene Ontology annotation, biological process: positive regulation of proteasomal ubiquitin-dependent protein catabolic process; regulation of MAP kinase activity; protein phosphorylation. Lineage: Eukaryota; Metazoa; Chordata; Actinopteri; Syngnathiformes; Syngnathidae. Bases 178 to 1260 code for a protein of 360 amino acids. The record is from RefSeq and is a predicted model, not a curated record. Gene Ontology annotation, cellular component: nucleus. The transcript is spliced from 4 exons.